GAAAUACUACCAAACACCAGCUCUCCCCAACAUCAAGUGGAAUUGUGGCAUCCAUCUUGCUACCAAAACUUAUAUUUACACUGAGAAUUUUUAAGGUUUAAUUAAUAUAGGAUUAAAUGAGAUUAUGUGUGUAAAGGCCCAAGGAGAAACAAAGGCAAGCAAUAAGAGUUAACUAUUAAUAAAGGAAAUAAUUUUUUAAAACCAUAACCUUUUCCACAUUUGCAUUUCGUCUUUGGAACUCUUCAGGCACAUAUAAACUGAUAACAAUGUUGGCAGGCAAUGACCAAUGACAUAGUUGUAAUUGGACCUUAAGUCCUGGGGACUUUUUAAAGGCACACUAUUUUACGUAUAUAUGUUAGCUUUCAGCUUUUGCUCUAUGAAUUCCUGGAUAGAAAUUUAAGAUGAAUUUCUUUUAUAUCGUUCCAGGUGAUAAAGUCAUCCCACUCUUUAGUCCCCAGUGUGGAAAAUGUAGAAUUUGUAAACACCCAGAAAGCAACUUGUGUUUGAAAAAUGAUCUAGGCAAGCCUCGUGGAACCAUGCAGGAUGGCACCACCAGGUUCACCUGCAGAGGGAAGCCUGCCCACCACUUCGUGGGUGUCAGCACCUUCUCUCAGUACACAGUGGUGGAUGAGAAUGCGGUGGCCAAAAUUGAUGCAGCCUCACCGCUGGAGAAAGUCUGCCUCAUCGGCUGUGGAUUUUCAACUGGUUAUGGGUCUGCCGUCAAAGUUGCCAAGGUAGGAAUGACAAUGGGCCAUAGAAUCAGUUCCACUCAGACUGUCCAGAAACAUAACGGGAAGCAAUUGCUAACAAGACUCAGGGAUGAUACUUCAUAG
Messenger RNA from Galeopterus variegatus (Sunda flying lemur), 833 nucleotides. Its product is annotated as alcohol dehydrogenase 1C-like. Bases 402 to 833 code for a protein of 143 amino acids. Gene Ontology annotation, biological process: retinoic acid metabolic process; retinol metabolic process. NCBI's taxonomy places the organism in Eukaryota, Metazoa, Chordata, Mammalia, Dermoptera, Cynocephalidae. The record is from RefSeq and is a predicted model, not a curated record. Gene Ontology annotation, cellular component: cytosol. The transcript is spliced from 3 exons. Gene Ontology annotation, molecular function: all-trans-retinol dehydrogenase (NAD+) activity; zinc ion binding.